AUGAGCUCCGAGGACCAAUUCACGUCGAUCCAGUGGGACCGUGGCGAGAUCGACCACCCGCCAGCCUCCCCCUCCGUUUCCGGUGCCCACAGCCUGAUUCCGGAAGAAAUUGAAGACACCCACAAGUUGCACCAAGAGGAACAACCCCACGAAGACCCCGUCGAGGAAGCCCCUAAAGAGCAAUUGACGAAUCCUGUGGAACCCCCACACCAAGAAGAAGCCGCUCCAACUUCUCCUGAGCUUGAAGCACCAAUUCCUCACCCUGAGACCAGGCCUAGUCCAGAGCCAGCCACCACCACCGAUAACCACACCGAAGAUGCUGACCAGACAGAAACCACCAUUGUCUCUUCUCCUGCACCUUCUGUAUCAGACAAGGGUGCUACGAGCGACAAUAACAAGGAUACGGGUGCGGCAGACGAAGCCAUUGCAGCCCAGUUUGAGAAGUACUCGAUCGCGGCCACCGUGACUACCCCCAUAAGAGAUGUUGAUGCCAGCUCCAAACCAUUCAUCUCAUAUUUAUUAGCCACUACAACUGAUCAUCCCGCAGUGUUAAAGCUCUCGACCCUGAAGAAAGACCCCAGUGCUACCAUCAAGGUGCGUAGAAGAUACGGAGAUUUCCGUAUACUUCACGACUGUUUGACAAAUGACUAUCCAACGCUAUUGAUACCCCCAAUGCCUUCAAAACUGAGCUUCAAAUACUUGACGGGUGACACCUUCAGUACCGAGUUUGUCCACAAGAGAUUGCACUCGCUUGACAGAUUUGUAAAGUUCAUUCUCCAACACAAGUAUCUUUCCCAGCUGUCCAUUUUUCACUUGUUCAUAAGUGAUGCCAAUGACUGGACCACCUUUACCAAAAACUUAAAGAUUAACUACAAGGACGAAGAUGCCAACGGAGGAUUCGUCAAUAAGGUUGUGAAUGAAGACCUCAUCACAGAAACCGUGAUGAAUUUCUUGACUCCUUCCAAGCACAAGAGAGAAACCAACAAGGAUAUCUUAGAAAUCAAUGAUAAAUUGAAGAGACUAUACGAGAACUUGGUUAAACUCGAUAAGAUUUUUGUCAAGUUGAAUAAGAAAAACCAUGACUUAAGCAUUGACUACGAACAAUUCCUGGCACAAAUUAUGAAGUUGUCCAUCCUUCAGCUGGUAGACCAAAAUCAGUCAGAACCAUCUACUCCUUCAAAAAGAACAAGCGUAGGAGAAAACGAUUCUAUUUUGAACAACUUCAAAAUAUUUUCCUCCUCCCUAGACUAUUUCCUGAAGAACUGGUCCGAGUUGCAUCAUUAUAUCGACGAGUCUUUUUUGGUGGCCCUUAAGGAUUGUGCCAAAUACAUAGCAAGCUUGACAAAUUUGAUUGAGCUUCAGCAUAAUAAGAAGAUAGACUUGCAAGUACUACAGGAUUAUCUCAAUAAGGCUAGAUCGGAGUUGGCUAAUCUUGGGGGUGGCGGAAGUCACCAGCACCAUCCACCACCAACACCAGUGAUGAAUCAUAAUUCUGGUGGCUUGGUUAACAAUACAACACAGCUCAUAAAAGAUACAUUGUCUACAUCGGCCACUGCCCAUAUUGGCUCUACAGUUAGUGACCAAAAGGUGCAGAAAUUACAGCAAAAAACUAUUCAAUUGGAAAACGAAAUUGAAGCUCAAACUAAAUUGGUCAAUGAUUUAACCCACAAGAUAAUCACCGAGGAGUAUCCAAAUUGGGACAGAUUCAACCGCAAUGAAUUGAAAGCAAGUAUGUUGGGGUUGUGCGACCAAGAGAUCAAGUUCUACAGGGGCUUGGUUGAUAACUGGAGCGAUGUUGAACUGAAGUUGGUCCAAAGAUUGGAUGAACUAAAAUGA
This is a messenger RNA of Suhomyces tanzawaensis NRRL Y-17324, 1836 nucleotides long. It is a transcript of the gene SNX4, whose product is annotated as Snx4p. The transcript has a single exon. The coding region runs from base 1 to 1836 and encodes 611 amino acids. NCBI's taxonomy places the organism in Eukaryota, Fungi, Ascomycota, Pichiomycetes, Serinales, Debaryomycetaceae. Gene Ontology annotation, molecular function: phosphatidylinositol binding. Gene Ontology annotation, biological process: cytoplasm to vacuole targeting by the Cvt pathway; autophagy. Gene Ontology annotation, cellular component: phagophore assembly site. The record is from RefSeq and is a predicted model, not a curated record.